Talaromyces rugulosus is the source of this 804-nucleotide messenger RNA. RefSeq lists its product as uncharacterized. Bases 1 to 804 code for a protein of 267 amino acids. Lineage: Eukaryota; Fungi; Ascomycota; Eurotiomycetes; Eurotiales; Trichocomaceae. The transcript has 2 exons. The record is from RefSeq and is a predicted model, not a curated record.
AUGUCGCCAACCGAGAAUUUGAAUAAACCCGCCAUUGUUAUUUGUCACGGCUCAUAUCACACUCCUGCCCCUUAUGGACCAUUCAUACAGAGCCUAAAAUCGCAUGGAUUUGAAACGGUGCACUGCCCACAGCGUCCAACCUGCGACCUCAGCAGACUGAAUGUCGGCGAUGAUCUCCUCAACCCUGAUUUCGACCUUGGUCCUCCUGCAGAAGGAUACCCAAGUGAUACCGGGGAUGUUGACGUUGUAAUACAAGUUCUGGAUAAACUUGUCAACAAAGACGGCAAGGCUGUUCUUCUGCUGGCUCAUUCGUCCGGUGGCUGGGUUGCAAGCCAGGCAGCUAUACCAGAAUAUCAACUAAAAGCCAGGCAGUCCCGAGGUGAGAAGGGUGGUCUCAUUGGUAUUUUCUACUCUGGAGCGUUGGUUGUUCCAGUGGGCGAGUCUAAACACGGCCACGACGGUCUCGGAACACCCGUCAACGCCCCCUACUACAUGUUCAACGGGGUUGCACCCGAAGAAGCAUUAAAAUGGGCAAAAACGCUGACAGCGUCACCUGUUAUGCAUGCGAAAUUGACGAAUGAUGCAUACUCGGCGUUGCCAUGUGCUUAUUUGGUGUUGGAUGAUGAUAAAAGUUUGCCCAGGGAGUAUCAAGAAGGGAUGAUUGCACUUCAUAGUCAACAAGGAAAUGUUUUCUCGGUUUAUCAUGCACCUUCGGGGCAUUCGCCGCAUCUGAGUUGGACGAUGGGGUUGGUAGAGAAAGUUGAGGAGUUUACCAGGAAUCUUUUGAUAGAUAUUAGUAUUUAG